Bubalus bubalis (water buffalo) is the source of this 7896-nucleotide messenger RNA. It is a transcript of the gene HIPK1, whose product is annotated as homeodomain interacting protein kinase 1. Gene Ontology annotation, cellular component: cytoplasm; PML body; nucleus. Gene Ontology annotation, biological process: intrinsic apoptotic signaling pathway in response to DNA damage by p53 class mediator; peptidyl-serine phosphorylation; smoothened signaling pathway. The coding region runs from base 159 to 3815 and encodes 1218 amino acids. Gene Ontology annotation, molecular function: ATP binding; protein tyrosine kinase activity; protein serine/threonine kinase activity. Lineage: Eukaryota; Metazoa; Chordata; Mammalia; Artiodactyla; Bovidae. The transcript has 15 exons. The record is from RefSeq and is a predicted model, not a curated record.
GGGCGCGGGGACGGCUCCGGGGGGCGGGGGCCGGGGCCCGGGCCGGCUCGCGCAGGGGGUAUGAUGACCCGGCGGCGGGGCCCCGGAUCUCGUCUCCUCCGCCGCCUCCUCACGGCAGCCCCAGCUCGCGGCUGAGAACCAGAAGACACACCGGCGGUAUGGCAUCACAGCUGCAGGUGUUUUCCCCCCCAUCAGUGUCGUCGAGUGCCUUCUGCAGUGCGAAGAAGCUGAAGAUAGAGCCCUCUGGCUGGGAUGUUUCUGGACAGAGCAGCAACGACAAAUAUUAUACCCACAGCAAAACCCUCCCAGCCACACAAGGGCAAGCCAACUCCUCUCACCAGGUAGCAAAUUUCAACAUCCCUGCUUACGACCAGGGCCUGCUCCUCCCAGCCCCUGCAGUGGAGCACAUUGUUGUAACAGCUGCUGACAGCUCGGCCAGCGCUGCUACAUCAACCUUCCAAAGCAGCCAGACCCUGACUCACAGAAGCAACGUUUCUUUGCUUGAGCCAUAUCAAAAAUGUGGAUUGAAAAGAAAAAGUGAGGAAGUGGACAGCAACGGUAGCGUGCAAAUCAUAGAAGAACAUCCCCCUCUCAUGCUGCAGAACAGGACUGUGGUGGGUGCUGCUGCCACGACCACCACUGUCACCACGAAGAGUAGCAGCUCCAGCGGAGAAGGGGAUUACCAGCUGGUCCAGCAUGAGAUCCUUUGCUCUAUGACAAACAGCUAUGAAGUCUUGGAGUUCCUAGGCCGGGGAACAUUUGGACAGGUGGCUAAGUGCUGGAAGCGGAGCACCAAGGAAAUUGUGGCUAUUAAAAUCUUGAAGAACCACCCCUCCUAUGCCAGACAGGGACAGAUUGAAGUGAGCAUCCUUUCCCGCCUAAGCAGUGAAAAUGCUGAUGAGUAUAAUUUUGUCCGUUCUUAUGAGUGCUUUCAGCAUAAGAAUCAUACCUGCCUUGUGUUCGAGAUGCUGGAACAGAACUUAUAUGAUUUUCUAAAGCAGAACAAGUUUAGUCCACUGCCACUCAAGUACAUCAGGCCAAUCUUGCAGCAGGUGGCCACCGCCCUGAUGAAGCUCAAGAGCCUUGGUCUAAUUCAUGCUGACCUUAAGCCUGAAAACAUAAUGCUGGUUGAUCCAGUGCGCCAGCCCUACCGAGUGAAGGUCAUUGACUUUGGUUCUGCUAGUCACGUUUCCAAAGCUGUGUGCUCAACCUACUUACAGUCACGUUACUACAGAGCCCCUGAAAUUAUUCUUGGCUUACCAUUUUGUGAAGCUAUUGAUAUGUGGUCAUUGGGCUGUGUGAUAGCAGAGCUGUUCCUGGGAUGGCCUCUUUAUCCUGGUGCUUCAGAAUAUGAUCAGAUUCGUUACAUCUCACAAACACAAGGCCUGCCAGCUGAAUAUCUUCUCAGUGCCGGGACAAAAACUACUAGGUUUUUCAACAGAGAUCCUAAUCUGGGGUACCCGCUAUGGAGACUUAAGACACCUGAAGAACAUGAACUGGAAACUGGGAUCAAGUCAAAAGAAGCUCGAAAGUACAUUUUUAAUUGUUUAGAUGAUAUGGCUCAGGUGAACAUGUCUACAGACUUAGAGGGAACAGAUAUGUUGGCAGAGAAGGCGGAUCGAAGAGAAUACAUUGAUCUGUUAAAAAAAAUGCUAACAAUUGAUGCAGAUAAGAGAAUUACUCCUCUGAAAACUCUUAACCACCAGUUUGUGACAAUGACUCACCUUCUGGAUUUUCCGCAUAGCAAUCAUGUUAAGUCUUGUUUCCAGAACAUGGAGAUCUGCAAACGGAGGGUCCACAUGUAUGAUACAGUGAGUCAGAUCAAGAGUCCCUUCACCACACAUGUUGCCCCGAAUACAAGCACAAAUCUAACUAUGAGCUUCAGCAACCAACUCAAUACAGUGCACAAUCAGGCCAGUGUUCUAGCUUCCAGUUCUACUGCAGCAGCUGCUACUCUUUCUCUGGCUAAUUCUGACGUCUCCCUGCUAAACUACCAGUCAGCUUUGUACCCAUCAUCUGCAGCACCCGUUCCUGGUGUCGCCCAGCAGGGUGUUUCCUUGCAGCCUGGAACUACCCAGAUUUGUACUCAGACAGAUCCAUUCCAGCAAACAUUUAUAGUAUGUCCACCUGCUUUUCAAACUGGACUACAAGCAACAACAAAACACUCUGGAUUCCCUGUGAGGAUGGAUAAUGCAGUGCCAAUUGUCCCCCAGGCACCAGCUGCUCAGCCACUGCAGAUACAGUCAGGGGUCCUCACACAGGGAAGCUGUACACCACUAAUGGUAGCAACUCUUCACCCUCAAGUAGCCACCAUCACACCGCAGUAUGCGGUGCCCUUUACUCUGAGCUGCGCAGCCGGCCGGCCGGCGCUGGUUGAACAGACUGCCGCUGUACUGCAGGCUUGGCCUGGAGGAACCCAACAAAUUCUCCUGCCUUCCACUUGGCAACAGUUGCCUGGGGUAGCUCUACACAACUCUGUCCAGCCCACUGCAGUGAUCCCAGAGGCCAUGGGCAGCGGCCAGCAGCUCACAGACUGGAGGAAUGCCCACUCUCAUGGCAACCAGUACAGCACUAUCAUGCAGCAGCCAUCCUUGCUGACGAACCACGUGACAUUGGCCACUGCUCAGCCCCUUAAUGUUGGCGUUGCCCAUGUUGUCAGACAACAACAAUCCAGUUCCCUUCCUUCAAAGAAGAAUAAACAGUCUGCUCCAGUCUCUUCUAAGUCCUCUCUGGAUGUUCUGCCAUCUCAAGUCUACUCUCUGGUUGGGAGCAGCCCCCUCCGUACCACAUCUUCUUAUAAUUCCCUAGUUCCUGUUCAGGAUCAGCAUCAGCCAAUCAUCAUUCCAGAUACUCCCAGCCCUGCUGUGAGUGUCAUCACCAUCCGCAGCGACACUGACGAGGAAGAGGACAACAAAUACAAACCCAAUAGCUCUGGCCUGAAGGCAAGGUCUAAUGUCAUCAGUUACGUCACUGUCAAUGAUUCUCCAGACUCUGACUCUUCCUUGAGCAGCCCGUAUUCCACUGAGACCCUGAGUGCUCUCCGGGGCAAUAGUGGGCCCCUUCCGGAGGGGCCUGGCAGAGUCGUGGGAGAUGGCCCUGGCACCCGCACCAUCAUUGUACCUCCACUGAAAACUCAGCUUGGUGACUGCACUGGAGCAACCCAGGCCUCAGAACCAGCAGUCAUCAUCAGCUCCAAGCUCGCAGGAGAGAAGCAGCAACCCUGCCCCCCGCAGGCAGCAGGCAUUUGUGGCCCCGCUCUCCCAAGCCCCCUACGCCUUCCAGCAUGGCAGCCCACUACACUCGACGGGGCACCCCCACCUGGCCCCAGCCCCUGCUCACCUGCCGAGCCAGCCUCAUCUGUAUACGUAUGCUGCCCCCACCUCUGCGGCUGCAUUGGGCUCCACCACCUCCAUUGCUCAUCUCUUCUCCCCCCAGGGCUCCUCAAGGCACGCUGCAGCCUAUGCCACCCAUCCGAGCACUCUGGUGCACCAGGUCCCUGUCAGUGUUGGGCCCAGUCUCCUCACUUCUGCCAGCGUGGCCCCUGCUCAGUACCAACACCAGUUUGCCACCCAGUCUUACAUUGGGUCUUCCCGAGGCUCGACCAUUUACACUGGAUACCCACUGAGUCCUACCAAGAUCAGCCAGUAUUCUUACUUGUAGUUGGUGAGCAUAAGGGAGGGGAGGGGACAGAGUUCUUAAUGGGCUGUCAUGAGCCCCUCCCUUACCCUCUCCUGAAACUCCUUAGCCAGCAACUUGCUCCACAGGGGCCCACUGAAGCAGAAGGCUUUUCUCUGGGGAACCUGUCUCAGUAUUGACUGCAUUGUUGUAGUCUCCCAAAGUCUGCCCUGUUUUUUAAUUCUUUAUUUUUGUGACAGCAUUUUUGGUAUUUGGAAGAGUUCAGAUGCCCAUCGUCUGCAGUUACCAAGGAAGAGAGAUCAUUCUGAAGUUACCUUUGAAAAAUAUUUUUCCUCUCUGACUUGAUUUCUAUAAAUGCUUUUAAAAACAAGUGAAGUAUCUCUUUAUUUAACUUUAUUUUAUUGUAAUUCCUGGUCAGAGGAAAAACGCUGAUAGGAGGACUUGAAAUCUGGUAACAAGUAAGGAAAGGAAAACCAUUACUUUCUGCUUGUUUAAAAACCAAGACUUAAUUGCUUCUCUUAAGAGCAGCUUGCACAAGUCUGUAUUUUACUGUCUCGCAUUUCUCAGAAUUUUACCUUUGCUAAUGGGACAUUUACUCUUACGGUGUUUUAGUUUUGUUUCAUGUUAUGUUUAGUGGGAAAUUUUUAUUUUUGCAAAACUGGUUACAUACUACUCUGUGUUACUAUUGGGAUUCUCUCAGUUGCUCCUGUGUUUAUUAUAAAGUAGUGUUAAAAAGGCAGCUCACCAUUUGCUGGUAACUUAGUGUAAGAGAAUCCAUACCUACCAUGAAAGCACCGGGUAUUCUUUUUAAAUGAAGCCCUGUGCAUUCUUUUUAAAUUAUUUAAAAAAAAGUCUUUCUCUGAUUCAGCUUCAAUUUUAUUCUUGGAAAAGCCAUUAAGGUGGUUAUUAUUGUAUGGUGGUGGUUGUUUAAUAUAUGCAAGCUCUCUUUGUAUUAUGCGAUACUGGCAUUGAUGAGCUUUGCCUGAAGAUUAGUAUGAAUUUUCAAUAAUACACCUCUUUCUCUCUUUGCCUCAUCUCUCCCUUUGUUCUAUGUGAUUUAUUUGGGGAGAAAGCUAAAGGAUCUGAAAUCAGAUAAGAACGUUGUGUAUAGCUUUUAUACUUAAAAGUAGCUUUCUUUGUAUGCCAGCAGCAAAUUGAAUGCUCUCUUACUAAGACUUAUAUAAUAAGUGCAUGUAGGAAUUGCAAAAAAUAUUUUAAAAAUUUAUUACUGAAUUUAAAAAUAUUUUAGAAGUUUUGUAAUGGUGGUGUUUUAAUAUUUUGCAUAAUUAAAUAUGUACAUACUGAUUAGAAGACUAUAACAAGCAAUUUUUCCUGCUAACCCAAAAUGUUAUUUGUAAUCAAAUGUGUAGUGAUUACACUUGAAUUGUGUAUUUAGUGUGUAUCUGAUCCUCCAGUGUUACCCCGGAGAUAAAAUUGAUGUCUCCAUUGUAUUUAAACCAAAAUGAACUGAUACUUGUUGGAAUGUAUGUGAACUAAUUGCGAUUAUAAUAGAGCAUAUUACUGUAGUGCUGAGUGAGCAGGGGCAUUGCCUGCAAGGAGAGGAGACCCUUGGAAUUGUUUUGCACAGGUGUGUCUGGUGAGGAGUUGUUCAGUGUGUGUCUCUUCCUUCCCUUUCUCCUCCUUCCCUUAUUGUAGUGCCUUAUAUGAUAAUGUAGUGGUUCAUAGAGUUUACAGUGAGCUUGCCUUAGGACGGACCAGCAAGCCCCCGUGGACCCAAAGCUGUUCACCGGGAUUUAUCAGAACAGGAUUAGUAGUUGUGUUGUGUAUAUGCAUUGUUCUCAGUUUCCCUGCCGACAUUGGAAAAUAAAAACAACAGCUUCUCUUUUUUACCACCACCUCUACCCCUUUCUGUUUUGGAUUCUCAGCUGUGUUCUCACAGAAGCAUUUUCCUCAUGUGGCUCUCUCACUGUGCAUUGCUACCUUGCUUCUGUGAGAAUUUAGGAAGCAGGUGAGAGGAGUCAAGUGAAUAUUAAAUAUGCACCCCCCCCCCUGUUUUUUUAAGUAUGUGCAAUCACUUUUAGAUGAUUGAUUUUUUCCUUUUCCCAUGUGGCAGUCCUUCCUGCGAAUAGUCAACAUUCCUAGUAAAAUAUUUGCUUGUUGAAAAAAACAUGUAACAGAUGUGUUUAUACCAAAGAGCCUGUUGUAUUGCUUACCAUGUCCCCAAUACUAUGAGGAGGAGUUUUGUGAUGCCGCUGGUGACAGGGAACUCACAGAAAGGCUUCUUAACCGGUGAAGAAUAUUAAGAAGGAACCAAAGCCUGUUGAGUCAUUGGACUUCUGAGGUUUCUUUUUAACAACUUCUGUAUUCUUGGGGCCCUUCAAACUGUGAAAUUGUCCUUGUACUCUCAGCUCCUGCACGGAUCUGAGUCAAGAAGAGGGUACUGGGGAUGGCCAAGUUCCUGCCCGUAAAGAUUUGAGAGAAGAAGGUUAACCCUAAGAUGUGGAUGUGUUCCAUCUGAACUGAAGGUUAUGGAUUUGAGGGAUAUGUCUAGGACUGGUUCUUUGUAGAGAUGGUGUCAAGGAGGUGCAGGAUGGAGAUGGGAGACUUCAUGGGACCUGGUCAGCAAGCUCUGUACCAGGUUGAACACCGAGGAGCUGUCAAGGUAUUUGGAAUUUCUUCAUUGGAAGGAGGAAGGGCUUUCAGGAUGGGGCAGAUAGUCAGAACAGCCUACCAGGAACACGAUGUUUUUCUACUUUCUUUUCAUCAUUAUAUUGAGUUCUGUUCUCAGCACUGUGUUGGUCAAGAUACCCAAGCAGUUUGUACAGUUUCUGUCACUAGUAUUAUACAGUUUUUUGUGUCAGCGUGGGUGAUCUUUGUGUCUCUUUUUGCCAAACACAUUCUCAUUUUCUUUCUCAAAGGCAGAUCUAUGGAAACUUUUUUUGUUCCUUAUCUUUCCUCUACAAGGGAUAAGAUUUGUUGUUUUUGUAAGAAAUGAAAUGCAGGGGGGGAAAAAAAACACAAAACACUCCACUCCUGUGCCCCCCACCCCCACCCCCCACCUUCAGUCUGGUAAGUGGAUACCACUUAAGAUAGGAGUCUUCAUGGGGAGAAGACAAUAAUACCCAGAGCUUAUAUUGUUACCAUAGUCACCUUACUAGCAGUGUGUGGCUUUAAGAAUUUUAGAGAUCUUCAGUUUUAAUUUUGCAAAUUGGCGUUUCAGAUUUACCGAGAUGAAACGCAUCUGUGUCUGCUGAAUGCGUAUGUGCUCAAUGUGGCUUAGAUUCUGUCUCUGGGGCUUAACAUUGCUAGCCCUGACAGGGUAAGGGAAGCCCCGUGAAUAGAGUGAGCAGCUGGCCCAGGUCACAGAGGCCUGACCUCAGACCGGCUUAAGGCUUAAGUCCUCUCAGAACUUGUAUUUCCAGCUUCCCCACUUCAGGGGUGAGAGAGAAAGUGGGAAGGUGCAGCCACUCGGCUCAUCAGGACACUUGAUCGCUCCAGAGCUGGUCAGUGCUCAGCUGAAACCCCAGCCCCAGGAAGGAGAACGCCAUUUAAACCGUUCUGGCUACCCAUCGCCCUCCACUGGAGGGGCUAGCUCGACUGCCCUUAGCCAGGCAAGUGCAGUAAUGUGUGUUCUAUUCAGCAUUAUUACGCAGAAACCCACUGGUUAGGAUGGUUUGUUUUAGGAUAGGAAAUGAAAUUGCCUCUCAGUGACAGGAAUGACCCAAGCCUGCUUCCUAUUUUGAUUUUGUUUUAAACUGAUGGAUGGUGCAGCAUGUCUACAUGGUUGUUUGUUGCUAAACUUUAUAUAAUGUGUGGUUUUGAUUCAGCUUGAAAAAUAAUCUCACUACAUGUAGCAGUACAUUUUAUGUACAUUAUAUGUAACAUUAGUAUUUCUGCUUUGAAUCCUUGAUAUUGCAAUGGAAUUCCAACUUUAUUAAAUGUAUUUGAUAUGCUAGUUAUUGUGUGCGAUUUAAACUUUUUUUGCUUUCUCCCUUUUCUGGUUGUGCGCUUUCUUUUACAACAAGCCUCUAGAAACAGUUUCUGAGAAUUACUGAGCUAUGUUUGUAACGCAGAUGUACUUAGGGAGUAUGUAAAAUAAUCAUUUUAACAAAAAAAAUAGAUAUUUAAAAUUUAAUACUAACUACGGGAAAAGGGUCCAUUGUGUAAAACAUAGUUUAUCUUUGGAUUCAAUGUUUGUCUUUGGUUUUACAAAGUAGCUUGUAUUUUCAGUAUUUUCUACAUAAUACGGUAAAAUGUAGAGCAAUUGCAAUGCAUCAAUAAAAUGGGUAAAUUUUCUGA